GAUAUCGAUGAAUGCAGCAACGGUAGCCAUGAUUGCCACCAAAAUGCAACUUGUGCAAAUACCCCUGGACGCUUUAAUUGCAGCUGUCAGUCAGGAUUUGCAGGAAAUGGCCGCCAAUGUCAUGGUAUAAUAUUGACCGAUUUUCAAUUGAUCUGAAAGUUUAUGUCCAUCUUGAAUUAUGUUUUACAUUUUUUACCUUUCUUUUUAAUUAGAUAUCGAUGAAUGCCUCAACGGUAGCCAUAAUUGCCACCAAAAUGCAACUUGCAUAAAUACCCCUGGACAGUUUAAUUGCAGCUGUCAGUCAGGAUUUGCAGGAAAUGGCCGCCAAUGUCAUGUUAUAACAUUGCCCGAUUUUCAAUUGAUCUGAAAGUUUAUGUCGAUUUUGAAUUACUGUAUUUAUUCGAAUAAGCGCCCAACCUCGAAUUACCGCCCACCUCGAAUAAGCGCCCAUCCUAAAGGCAAAAAACGUUAAUAAGCGCCCAAGCCUCGAAUAAGCGCCCACCCCCUCCUCCUCCCAAUCAAACUCAAAUAAGCGCUCACCUCCACCCCACCCACUUGAGCGAAUAAGUUCUAAUAAGAGACUUCCCCGAGGACCAAGUUUUCUUCAGAGUAUUUUACAGAAACCUUGCUUUGUUACUUCUUCGCGUUUUUGUUAUUAGCAUUUAUCGUUUUGUUGCAAAAUAAACAUACUUCACUUGCUAAAAAUGGUGAAAAUUUAUUAAGCGCCCGUCUCGAAUAAGCGCCCACUCUCAAGGUCCAAAAAUUUAAUAAGCGCAAAGGGCGGUUAAUCGAAUAAAUACGGUAUGUUUUACACUUUUUUAGCCUUCUUUUUCAUUAGAUAUCGAUGAAUGCAGCAACGGUAGUCAUGAUUGCCACCAAAAUGCAACUUGUGCAAAUACCCCUGGACGCUUUAAUUGCAGCUGUCAGUCAGGAUUUGCAGGAAAUGGCCGCCAAUGUCAUGGUAUAAUAUUGUCCGAUUUUCAAUUGAUCUGAAAGUUUAUGUCGAUCCAACCUUAAUUAUGUUUUACAUUUUUUAACCCUUCUUUUUAAGUAGAUAUCGAUGAAUGCAGCAACGGUAGCCAUGAUUGCCACCAAAAUGCAACUUGUGCAAAUACCCCUGGACGCUUUAAUUGCAGCUGUCAGUCAGGAUUUGCAGGAAAUGGUCGCCAGUGUCAUGGUAUAAUAUUGUCUGAUUUUCAAUUGAUCUGAAAGUUUAUGUCGAUCUUGAAUUAUGUUUUACAUUUUUUUUACCUUACUUUUUAAUUAGAUAUCGAUGAAUGCAACAACGGUAGCCAUGAUUGCCACCAAAAUGCAACUUGCAUAAAUACCCCUGGACAGUUUAAUUGCAGCUGUCAGUCAGGAUUUGCAGGAAAUGGCCGCCAAUGUCAUGGUAUAAUAUUGACCGAUUUUCAGUUGAUCUGAAAGUUUAUGUCGAUCUUGAAUUAUGUUUUACAUUUUUUUACCCUUCUUUUUAAUUAGAUAUCGAUGAAUGUAACAACGGUAGCCAUGAUUGCCACCAAAAUGCAACUUGCAUAAAUACCCCUGGACAGUUUAAUUGCAGCUGUCAGCCGGGAUUCACGGGUGAUGGUCACCAGUGUUAUGGUAUGACUCACUUCUGAAAGGAAUUGCACUUAAAUUUGGAAUGGGUGAUAAAUCGUAAAACCGGCGACCAGCGCGAUGAAUGCAAACAAACCCAAUGAGCCACAAUCGCCACAAACAUAUGUCUUGUAUUUAUACUCAGCGGGAAAGAAAUUCGUAUAAGGCCAGAAGUUACACUGUCAUGAUAACAAUAAUAUUUUAUUUAAUUUGUAUUGGAUCGGGAAUCUAAUUCUUUAAUCUUUAAUGUCUCGUAGCAAUAGCAGCCCUGCUUGCCACCAGCAAGGAAUUGGUGUUAAUAUUGCUACGUAGGCACCUGUCAGCCAGUUAUCUCCCGAAAAGGCCGUCAGUGAUGUUUCGUAAUUUGCUUCUUCCUUAGUAAGAAAAUAAACUUUACUCGAACUUUGACCAAUUACUUUUGCUUUAUGGUCUGAAUAUAUACGACAGAGUGGAUCGAAGUUUAAAAUUUCGACUAAAGAAGAGAUAAAAUUAUAGUUUAUGUCAUAGAAAGUAAAAAGAAACAAUCGCAUCUUCAUGAGAGACGUUGUACUAAGCCCUUGUUCCUCAAAUAUCUUGGAAUUACCGCGCCACCUGACAAGAAUCGGAUACGUAGUUCCUGAGGACUCGCAGGAGCUAACCACAAAAUUCAAAAUUUAAAAAUACGCAGAUCAAUUCUUCCAUCACGAUUUUUUCGAUUUAUACGAGCUUUAAGUAAAAUGUGUAUACAUCUAAUUAAUUGAUUAAUAAAUGGCGGACCCAAGAUGGUGGAUGGUUCCAGAUCUUUGUUUAUAAUAAACGACGUCAUCGUAAUUUCACUGUGAAGUUGCUAAACCGGGAAAAGCCUAUUCCUCGAAUUUCUCAUUCAGUUGUCAGACUCGGGUGCAGCUCAAUUCUGUCGACUGAAGCGGUUGCUGCACACAUGCGGAGCCUAAUGUAGUAAGAUCGAAAGAGUUUUCCUAAACAAGAACGCAUCGAAGUGGGAGGAAAGGGAACAUUGUUCGAGCAGGAUUCUUUCAAGAAAUUUGUCAUGCUGUGUUAACUGCGUUCAGAAAAUGACGUCACAAAGCAAUUGUCUUGUGCUCUUGGUAACCAGGCCACAGAAACAUAGUGUUGUAAUGGCGGACUAAAAUUUAUGGUUUUUGAGCGCAAAAAAGACCACUUUCCUUAAUCGUAUGAAGCUAUAACUUGCACACCGUGUCCUUCAAGUACUAAACUGUCAAUCUAGCAAAAAAAAUGAUAGUCAAGGAUUUGAUCGUAGUAGCACUUUAAGGCGGACAGUAAUCCAUAAAAUAAACGACACUACUCCUUAACGCAGGUACUAUCAGCGUGGGCUUUUUAACCUUGAACAACCUUGGACUGUGAGCUAGUUAUUAAGAAACUAUAAACUAGUUAUUAAGAAACCCGACCAUACACAAGAUAGACCUUAAGAAUAACAAUUUUUUGUAAACAAAUCAUGUACUAAGUUAACCUCACUGUACAGUUGACUUUCAAAGAAUAGACAGAAGCGUUGCGUCGGCUGUCUAAGAACGGCUGAGUAAGGAACGAAAUAUAACGACGUGGCAAUGGAUUAUAAACAACUUGUCCAGGUUUUGUCCGAUAUGCCUCUGACAAGAAUUGCCGCCGUGACAACGAUCCUUUAAUUAUGUUUGAGCGGAUUAUCUUUAAUAGACUUCAGUUUUCAUGUUUUAUUCAGUCCAAAUGUAGUUCAUGUUUUGUUACCCAAGAGAACCGUUUCUUUCAAAUUUCGGCAUUACAUUUAGCUGCAUAUGUACGCAUAAUUAAAAAAGAAAAGACAAAAGGAAAGGGGAAAAUUUCUUUGAUAACUGAUCACAUGACCUUUAUUUGGGAAACAAAGGCAUACAAGCCAGUGGCACCCAACGAGAAUAUAGUUCAAAACCACAUAAACAUAGCAUUGUUGAACGUACUUUAGUAUUUGAACGGUAGAUAAAGGCUUAUUUUUAUCCCCUACAAAUUUUUCAUCUGUUCGGAUUUCCUAGCUGAAAGUAUAGUGAUCCGAAAAUUAUAGGGAUCAAAAUUUACCUUUUCGAAAAUUUCAGCCAAAAAAGGCUCCAGAAAAUUCUAGGUGACCUUUUAAGGGUGAAAAUCCGUUAAAUAUGGGCAAUUAUACGAUUUUUUUGAAGUUCGAAAAUCCUAGGAGAGGCAGGCAAGCAAUACAUUUUUCAGAAAAUGAUCCGAAAAUUCUAGAUCUCAAAUCGUCUUCCGAACAGAUAAUUUUCCGAAAAUUGUCGUUGGGUGCCCCUGAUACAAGCAAGCAGUUGUGCUUUAGUUGGUUGAACAUGAAAGUUUGCUAAAUGCAGUGCUCACCUUUAAUGAACGUGCAGUAAGAUGUAUUAUACUUCGGAUUUAUUAUGCCACACAUACUUCCUCUUUCAGACCUCGAGUAAUGGAAAAAGUCGGUAAAAUCUUAAUCAUCUCAAGACCGUCAUCCACGCGCACUCUAGGAUUCCACAUUAUAACACCGAAUUAAACCACAUUUAAUUGUAUUUCUCUCGUACUUUGUGGGACCCACGAUCACCCUAUGUCACCCGACACAUAUACAGCAGUGGUAAUUCUUCAUAUUUGGUCGCAAAUUGUCUUUGGUCAAACAUUUACAAAAAUCACAACCAAAGUUUCGAAAGAGUUUUGCUGUUCGAGAAACCGGCAAAAAGUGAAAUGUAGCGUUUACGUCAUAGCUGCGAAAAUAAUGAUUAUAAAUUUGCCAAAAUUCUGGCAUUUUCAAAGUGUUCAGGAAAAAAACCAGCUUAAGGUCUCGGUAAAGGAAAACGAGGUGCCCACAGAAAAAAAUUCUAGUCGCGCGAGUAUUUUCGCUACAAAAGCAAGUUAUAUAUCAAAUUAAAGCAAAAAGACUAAAUUACCUUAUAAAAGAUUUUAUUUCAUCGAAUUUCAAAAGGCCCUUAAGUUUUUUGCUCUCGAACUCAGAGGUAUCGAGUUUACUGCUGAAACUCCAGCCAUUUCGCGUUGUUAAAUAUUCACCUUCUUUUUAUUGCAUCUGAUUGACAGAUAAAAGACGUAAAAAAGGGUGUGAGGAAAUUUGCAUAUGUCUCGUAUUAGCGGAAUUAUUGCAUUUCAAACUAAGAAGUCGAUCUCGAGCGCGAUUUACGCAAAGAAACUGACAUAAAAUGAGUUAAAAAGGGAAAUCGGAAAAUUCCUCACACCCUUUUUGAGUCUAUAUCAUUAUCCAUCAUAUCUGAAAGUUUCAAAGCGAUAGCUUAAAACCUGUCCCGACUGGAGGUCGGAGAAUUUUGAUUUUUGCGUCUACAAUAGAGUGAGAGAAAAUCAGCUAGAAAAGAUUUAGCGCGAGGUCCACGCUUGGCUGGUUAGCUCAGAAAAGGCUCAUUUUAGAAAGGUUAAAAAGCACUUUCUGAUUUUCUUUUUCUGCCAAAAUAAAAUUUAGGACCCACCCAUGCCAAAAAUAAAAAAAACAAAAACAAAAUCGAUCAAUGUACUAAAAUUUUCAUUUACCGAGACCUUAAGAAAAUUUAUUUAUUUCAGUGCUGAAUUGCUCUCAUUUGUUUUCUUAUCCAGAUUGUUCCAGUUAUCACUUUGAAAAAUACCAAGAUUUACCAACCAGAGGAGCUCACGCCGUGGAACAUUUCACCAUUAAUGGAAGUCUUUUUCUAGCGUUCGCCAACUAUAAAAGUGACACCGCCGAAAAAUAUAACACAGAUUCUUUUAUCUACAAGUUCAACGAUUUGAGUGGAAAAUUCUUUCUUUAUCAGACCAUAGGCACACAUGGAGGGCAUGACGUGGAAUAUUUUACAAUUUCUGGCGAACAUUAUCUUGCUGUUGCUAAUGUUGAAAAUGAAACUACGUUCAGAUUGAACUCAGUUAUUUAUCAUUGGAAUGGAACAUUGUUUGUUGCCUUUCAAAACCUUGCAACUAAAGGAGGAGCCAGCUUUAAUUUUUUUACAAUAGCGAAAGAACCUUUUCUUACCGUAUGCAAUCUCUUUGAUGAUGUUACGAAAAGUGUCAACUCAACCAUCUACAAGUAGAAAAACAACACGUUUGAAAAGUUACAGGAGAUAGCGACAGAGGGAUGUCGUGGAAGUGCUACGUUUGUAAUUAACAAUGAAAGCUACAUUGCCUUUGCAAACGAGGUCACGUCGGCAACAGUAGUUUAUAAGAGGGCUGGGAUACACUUCGUCGAGCUGCAAAACCUUCAAAAGCAAAGUGGAUGGAAUGUAAAGUCCUUUUACAUUAAUGAUGAUGUGUUUCUCGCCACUGUCUUUCAACCCGCACAGCAGUCGUUCAUUCACAAGUGGAAUGGAAGUCAGUUUGUCCUAAAUCAGACUAUUCCUACUUACCGGGCCAGGGUCCUGCAUCCCUUUGUUAUGUGCGGUCAAACAUUUCUUGGUGCGGCUAAUCGGGGUAGGGGUGGCACCUACCACAUAAAGUCAGUGGUGUAUCGGUUCUCUCAGGACCAGUUCACUGAAUACCAGAAUAUUUCAACUUUUGGAGCUAUUGAUAUGACGUCAUUUGAGUACAAGGGCUAUACUUACUUGGCAAUUGCU
This is a messenger RNA of Porites lobata, 6128 nucleotides long. The record is from the annotation of a GenBank genome assembly. NCBI's taxonomy places the organism in Eukaryota, Metazoa, Cnidaria, Anthozoa, Scleractinia, Poritidae.